UCUGUAAAAGAGCUGUCAAUGCAAAUUACACAUGAUUUCACAACCAAAAACACCAUUUCAUAAGACAUGUUUGCAACUUCUGGUUAUUUCAAAGGAGUUGACUGUCCCUACUACCUAAGUGGACUAUGCGAAAGGCCAUAUUGUCAUUUGAGACACGUUAAGAAGGAUGGGUGCCGAGAUGCAUCAUCCACAUUCACAUCUUCCUCCAAUUAUGUGGGGGGAAGUCGGCCAUCUUCUCCCCUUGACCCUGCUCUCUCUCAUGGAGGCUUACAGUGCAGUGGACCAACAGGAUCAAAGCCAGUGGGUCCAGGAGGUUACCUGAACAAGUCAGGUCCGACUGGGAACACCUCUUGUGCAGUACCAUUCAAGGAAGAAACUGUUGAGGAGUAUUCUGUGGAUGGCCAUGAGUCUGAAGGACCAUUGUAUGAGCCCACGCCAAAAUAUGACAUUACAGUUGGGCGGAAGAAAAGACAGAACUCUACAGACUGUCAGUACAAGCCUGGUGGACCUGCAGUAGAGGUGCCGGAGUAUGAACCAAAUCAUGCACCUGGAACCAAACCAGAUGAAACACCUGUGUACAAACCUGGUAGUGUACCCAAGAAGUCUAAGUUAGACAGUUAUGUUCCAAGUGGUUUGCCAAAAGUGUCAAAGUCUCAAGCAAAGAAGCGCAGAGCUAAUCCUGCAGGAGUACCUGAUGUCAUUCCUGAGUAUGUUCCAAGUGCUGUGCCUCAGUAUAAUCCCACUCCCAUUAAUCAGUUGAAGAGGAUGAAGAAGACACCAGAUACUGAGUCGGAGUAUGAUCCUGUCAAUAACUACAUGUACUCAACCAAUCCACCCCCAAAUGAUGUAGGAGAGGUUGUGUAUGUCCCAACAAAGCGCUCCAAGAUAGAAGGGGAGGAUGAUAUGUUUAUGGAUGAGUUUGGUGGUUCAGAUAAUGCUAAGUUCAGUGAUGAUGACCAUGAGGAUGAGUCUGAAUUAAUUAUGGAUUCUGGGAGAUAUGAGUCACCACUUGAGGAAGAGUCGGAUGAGGAAGUUAGUGAAAUAUUUGCAGUAAAACCUUUCUUCAAAGACACAAUAUCAGAUAAACCAGCUGUGGACAGCAAAGUUGAAAUUUGUGAAAAUGAGUUGAAGCAUCCAAUUCGAAAACCAGCGUCUACUGAAAAGAAAGAAGGAGAUAAAACAUCUGGUAAUGAUAAAAAAGAACAGUGUGAAAAGUCAGAGAUUGAUAACAAAUUAAAAGACAAGUUGGAAAAAUCUUCCAAACACUCCAGUUCAUCUAAGUCAAGUUCUAGUGAGAAAGGUAGUGAUGCUUCUAAAAAGAAGGACAAAUCUGCUAGCAGUAGCAAAAGCAGUAGUAAAAGUAGUAAAGCAUCUGAUAAUAAAAGUGCAAAACAUAGUUCCUCAACCUCAAGUCAUAAAAGAAGUUCCUCAAGUGAAAAAUCUCAUAGUUCUAAUGGUGCUAGUCAUAACAAAUCUAAACAUUCUGAAAAAGACAAAUCCAGACACAAAGAAAAUGGUGAAUCUGAUAAAUCUAGAACAAAAGAAUCCUCAGUGAAGGAUAAGGAGAAACAAAGCUCACACUCUUCAAGUUCGGAAAAGAAGCAUAAGUCAGAUUCUCAGAAAUCACACAGUAGUUCUCAUAAACAAAGGUCAUCUUCGAAAGACAGUACACAUCACCACCGAGACUCAAGAGAUAAGUCAAAGGAAAGUGAUGGUAAGAAAAGCCAUAGCAGCCACAGUAGAUCAUCCUCCAGUUCACAUAGUCAUGGGCACUCAAGUAAAAGCAGCUCCAAGUCCGAGAAGGAAAAUAAAAACAAGCAUGAAAAGUCCAAGUCUUCGUCUUCUAAAAGUCCCAAGGACAAGGAUGGUAAGAAUGAUAAGGACCAGAACCUGGCCCAUAUCAAUGCUGAUUUGUUUGGUUCAGAAAGUGAGGAGGAAGGGACCUCAGGUAAAAAGUCAAACAAUAAUUCACAUGACAUGACAGAUGCUGAGUUGGCCAUGUUUCUUGAGGACAGUGAUUUUGAAUGUGAGACGGACACGUUUGAAGAGUGCUUAAAGAUAUUCAACGAGGAGGCUCCAUCAUUUAAGAAACAGACUAGUGAGAAAAAGGCAGCAAGGGAACACAGUGAGUCAACAAAUGCUAGCACGUCCCAGGUGGUGGGGAAGAAGAGAGUUGGCACAUAUGGGCGACACAAGGCCACCAAACGGUCAGCACCGAAGCCAGCUGUGAAGAUGAGUCCUGCGGAGGUGAUGCACAACCGUUUGAUGGAGAUGCAGCGACGGGCCUUGGAGGCGGCGGAGGCUAGGAAGGCUGUGGCCGAGGCCCAAGCUGCAAUAAAAUCUGGGUCUAGCUCUACUCAAAGCUUUGGAGGGGGGGGGCUGAAGCGGACAGCUCACAUGCCGAAGUUGAAGUCCAGCCGACAGGGAAGCCUGGACGACAGGGAUGAUGACAAGAGAACUGUUGCUAUCACAGUAGCCAGAGGGGAGAAGAGGAAAGCCCAUGCUCCAACACUUAGUAAUGUGAAACGUCCGACGAUACCAGCAGAGUUUGGGAGUAAAGUCCCAAGCAACAUUCGACAACGCUACCUGAAUCUCAUAAUAGACGAAUGCCUCAAGAUAUGCAAGACGGAAGAGGAGGCGUAUAAAAAAGGUCAAGAAGAAGAGGCUGCUGUUUACAAACGAGCCACCAAUAAAAACAUCUACCUCCGAGUUGCCGUGAAUGCCAUAAAGAGAUUACGAGUUGAAGUACAACAGUCUUGCUCAUCCCCCACCAAGAGUCCUUCGAAGAUCAUCAAACAGUCACAUGAAGCAACGUUAGGCGGCAAAAAUGCCACAAAAACAACCUACACUUUGCAUCGAUCAGGAGGAACCAAGGCAUACAAUGAAGAUUUCAGAGGUGCAGAACUGUACAAGCGACUGUCUAAGUACAUCUUGACCGAGGAACAGUUGAGGGAGAAUGGUUAUCCCCGACCCUCAGAUCAAGGUGGCUCACAUGCCAAGUUCUAUGCUGAAAGGAAAGAAAAAGAUGUCAUUUUAAAACAACAUGAAAAAAACUGUGCACGUUGUGGCAAGAGGUUCAUUGUGUUUCCUAAUGGUAACUACAAUCGAGAGGAAGAGUGUGUCUACCACUGGGGCAAGGCCUGGAAGAAGAGAGUGGACCGUGCCCUGGUGUCCAGCUACAACUGUUGUGGGGGGGACCUGGGGACGGAGGGGUGUCAGGUGUGCAAGUACCAUGUCUUCGAGUCCAACAAGUCAGAGAGUGUGACAGGCUACAUGAAAACCAUUCCUUCCUCCCCGCCAAUAGAUGGGGAUUAUGGUGUUUAUGCCAUGGAUUGUGAGAUGGUAUACACCAAGGGCGGUAUGGAACUUGCAAGGGUGACGGUCAUUGACCCCGAGUCCAAACCCGUGUACGAGACACUGGUUAAACCAGGCUUCCCAGUGAUUGACUACAACACAAGGUUUAGCGGUCUUACUGAAAAGCAUCUCCAGGAUGUGACGACAAGUCUUCGGGAUGUACAAGCUGUGCUGCUAAGUCUCUUUACUGACAAGACAAUUCUCAUUGGCCACAGUCUCGAGAGUGAUCUCAUUUCUGUCAAGAUCAUCCACAACACUGUAGUGGACACUUCUGUAGUGUUCCCCCACCGACUCGGACCGCCGUACAAGAGAGCUCUCCGUAACCUCAUGGUGGAUUUCCUUCAGAAAAUUAUACAAGAUGAUGUCGGCGGCCAUGACAGUCAGGAGGAUGCAGUUGCCUGCCUGCAGUUGAUGCAGUGGAAGCUGAAGGAAGACGCUCUGAAGGAGGUCAGACGCGUCUAAGACUUGUCACCAACGUCAUCUGUAAAUCAUCUGUAUAUCUGAAGGUCCAUCCAUGUCAUCACCCCUUUCAGAGAUCAUCUUCAAAAAUCUGGCUUCCGCUUCACCACAACAUGUCAGGAAAAGAUGAAUUUCCAACAUCAGUUUCAAUGUGUGUCUGGACGUCAGUUAGAUCAUUCAUCCAUGACAUCACUUGUGUUAGAGCAUCAGUAAUAUCACAGACCAUUGUAACAGGAAAACAUCCUUCAGCUUUGUGGCGGGAAACCAGGGAGAUCUCUCAGCCAUGACACCACUUGUGUUGAUAUUUUGUAGAUAUCUCAGUCAAUUGUGAAAGGAAAAGAUCUUGCAGCCAUGUCUUGUGGCAGGACAACCAUGAAUAAUUCAUCUGGAAAUUCUGCAACUCAUUUAAUUUCUGACUUACGUCUGCAGAUGAAAUAGUUGAAUCAGGUGUGUCACAUGUCGCAUCUGAAAGUGUCAUUGAAACCGAACACAGUUCAGUGAAAUGUUAAGAGUACAAUGGCUGUAUUUUAACAUCAUCAGAAUGAACCCAUGCUUAGCUUUGUACAUACAUCAGGAAUACUUGGGCAUUAAUAUUUCCUGCUAGUCUCUCGUGCAUGUUGGCAGUUCACCAUCUCAAGUACCACGGUACUUUGUGGACAGAUUGUCAGAAUCUUGUGUAAACAAAAACAGUACAAGCCAGUAUGACUGUUUGUUUGUGAUAAUAAACCAAAAUCCUCUUGCUUAAAGAAUAUAUCACCUGAUAUGUGUGACUAUUUAUUAUCAAUAAAUAUUCAAUUAUAUCACUUUAAAGGUUUUAUUUGCCAAAUUCAGCAGUCUUACAACAAUAUUAGAAUAUCAAACACGAAAAUGGGCAUUACAGCCAAACACUGACUGUAGCCUUAAGUUGAUACUCAAGCUACUACAACAAGGUGUGCAGCCUCUGUACAAUGAUAUCCUGUUCAGAAUAAAAUCCAGAAACCCCUUAGAAAUGAUUCUUCUAACUAUUAGAAAGUACGUAUAUUCCAACACAAUUGUAUCUUUCUUUUUGUGAACUAAUUUUAUUGGAAUGAAGUGGUUAUAAAAUGUUUAAAAUUAUUUUGUUGUAUAGUUAAAAAAUCAUUGAACCUCAUGCCAUCUGAAAAGCUUGUUUUCCAUGUAUAGAUGGCACUGUUCCGUUGUGAAUCCAUCCUGUUUAAUGCAGACUUUUGUGCUUUCAACAUCAUAAAUAACACUAACAAAGUCCUGUUAAUGACAGAAUUGUAUAAACAAUCUCCAUGGCAGCCUGUUCAAAGCAUUAUGGAGUCAACAAUCCUUCAUGAUCCUCUCAAGUCUUAAUACAUAUCGUGUACAUAUGUAAAUGAUGUGAUUGUCUUUGUUGGGUGUAUGCAGUGUCCAUCGAAGCUUCUUUGUGACUUUUGUUGACAUUUGUCAUAUUUAUGUCAUUCUGCUCAAAACAAAGCAAGGAUAGAAAUAUAUGGUGAACGUCUUGCUAUGUACAUUUUAUUGUAUUAGUUUAGGUCAUAGUUUUGAUUUAUGCCCUACAAAAAUCUACAAUCAUCUUGCGUGACUAAAUCUUAGACAUGUUGUCAGACAUGUUGUGAGUGACUGUGUUCGUACUUAAAACUGACAAAUCUUGCCAAAGACAUCAUGAAACCAUUUGUCACCCCCUUUAUCCUAAAAGUUGAAUGAGGUUUGUACUUCCUGGGACGCCGGUGAAGCCUAUUUCUGGUGUCGCCAGCCGUGAUAUUGCUGGAAUAUUGCUAAAAGUGGCGUAAAACCAUACUCACUCAUAGGGCGCAGUCAUGUUAUGGAGUUUCAAUUUGCUGUGUAGAGUUGCAUCCCUUUGUGGGCCAAAACAUGUGAUCCAGGGUUUGAAGUCCAGUUAUUCUUUUUUAUAUGUGCAGGUUUUAUUAGCACCACAGCCAUGGGUUUCACAAAGCAGUAAACGUCUGAGACAUGCAUGACUGACACAUUAGGCCAGACACACUUUGAUGUACAUCUGUUGGAAGUCACUCACUCAUUUGUAUUUCCUCUCUGAGAAAAGUGUUUUUACUAUAAAGCAGCCUGCAACUUGAUGCUUCAUAUAGAAUACCCUGUCAUUGUCUAGAACCAUCACUUUUUCCCAGUAUUUGUCGGAACAAAGUACAAUAUGUAGUCAAUGUUUGGAACUUUAGUUCAGAUUCAUAUUUCUCAAACACAACAUUUCUAUCCAUUCAGAAGCAGGAACAUUUCAUCAUUUAUUUAGUUUCAAUUAACUUUCAAACACUGGCAACAUCUGAAGAAUACAAAUCCGUCCAAGUGCGUUUCAUGAAUAUUGUCAUAGCAUACAUGCUGUUAAGCAUUCUUUUGUACUUUAACUAAUUAGUUAAUUUUCUAAAAGUUAUAAACAUAAUUAUCAUAAAGUUGUAAAGAAUGAUUGUAAGUGAUGAAGUUUUGUCCUUAGUGGUUUUAUUCCCUCUUGUGUUGAGAAGGUAUCGUGAUCUUCAACUGAUGUGUCCUCCUUGGUUUACAUUUAUCAAACAACUUGGCAUAUAACAGUGGUCUUCAGCCUGGUAGCUGGCUGCGCAGGGUUGUGUCCCUUAGGUGAAAGGAUCUGCUGGUUCUGUGUUUGAAUCCCAGAUACACCCUGAUUGUCAUGUUGGAAUUGUUAUCACCCAGGUGAUCAGUUUCUAUGACCAUUUCAACCAAAUACAGCAUUGUUACAAUGUCAGUUGUAAUUUAUAACCUAAGUUUGAUCUUUCAGUACAAUGUCAGUUUGCAGUAAUUUGUGACAAUUGUUAAUAUUAGUUUGCUGGGAGACAGCUGUAGUUACAAAAAAAACCGAAGGUUACCAUGAAUAAUAAUUGCUUUGUAAAUGCUUUCAAAUAAUAUCACAUUGUUAUCAGGCUUUGUGUUCAGUGGCAGUUUUAUUGACGUGUUGGGGAAUUUUACAUCCCCCAUUUUCAGUAUUAACGGUAAAAUGCUUGCAAUAAAUCAAAUGGAAUUUAUGUUUAAAACAACAUCUGUUUAAUGAGACACCUUUGACUAAUCUUUUCUUCUUUGUCUGUAUGUAUAUGUAUGUGCUGUCUGGGGAACUUGCCAUGCAGAGUUAUGUCCCUUUGUCAUGCCAGGAUCCACUGAUUAAGCUGACACAUGAUGUUACUGAAGUGCUGUAAAACUGACUCAGUUGCAUAUGCAAACACUUCUAUUGAGGGAAUGAUAGGCUAUGAAAGAUGCAAUGUUCUCCACAUUUACCUGUAAGAAGUGAAUAUUUUUCUUCCCAAAAACUAAUUGGUAUGAAAUCUAGUCUGUGUCUAUGUGUUUACUUUUGUAUAAAAUAUAGUUUAGUCCCAUGUUCUGUCCCUAAUGAGCUGCCUUUCCUCAUGUCAAUAAAUCAGAUUUAAGCAAUCAUGAAAUAUUGGUUGGUGUAAAACUUUGUCUGAGGCUUUAAGAAAGAGUGUCUCAAUACAAACCUGAAAAUAGGGAGUAGCCUUGAGGUUAAAUCAUGUCGAAGACGAGGGUUACAUUUCCUGCAUUGUAACAAUGUGUGAAGUAUAUUUCCUUGUGUUCCCGCUGUGCUAUUGCUGGAAUAUUGCUAAAAGCAGUGUAGAACCUCGCUCACUUACUCAUGGCAGGUAUGUCAUCUAGUCACGAACACAUAAUCCUAUGAUAAAUGUAGGUGUUUUAUUCAAAAUUUAUUGUUCAUUGAUAUGUAUAUACUGAUCAACAUUUGCCAGGGAUAUGAGUAUACAGUAUAGGAGGUUAGUGUUUUAGUGGAAACUGAAUUGGUUGAAAUGCUUUGAAAUGUUGUCAUAUAAUAUCUGAGAUAAUGCAUUGUUCACUUUGAUUUCAAGGUAAAACAAAUUUAAUUAAAUAUUUUCAUGUGUCCCAGUGAAGGAUGAAAAGUAUACUCAUUCAGUGCUUCAAUAACAUUGAUUCCAUGUAAAAAGUAUAUUUAUGACACAGUAAUUAAUGACUAAUGCUAUAAUUUGUACCCACUUAGA
Haliotis rubra (blacklip abalone) is the source of this 7796-nucleotide messenger RNA. RefSeq names its product RNA exonuclease 1 homolog. Gene Ontology annotation, molecular function: nucleic acid binding; exonuclease activity. The record is from RefSeq and is a predicted model, not a curated record. Lineage: Eukaryota; Metazoa; Mollusca; Gastropoda; Lepetellida; Haliotidae. Gene Ontology annotation, cellular component: nucleus.